Magallana angulata is the source of this 1452-nucleotide messenger RNA. Its product is annotated as carboxypeptidase B-like. The transcript has 11 exons. NCBI's taxonomy places the organism in Eukaryota, Metazoa, Mollusca, Bivalvia, Ostreida, Ostreidae. Gene Ontology annotation, biological process: proteolysis. The record is from RefSeq and is a predicted model, not a curated record. Gene Ontology annotation, molecular function: metallocarboxypeptidase activity; zinc ion binding. The coding region runs from base 20 to 1315 and encodes 431 amino acids.
UAGACAGACACCUUGAAGGAUGGGGAGGAAAGUCUUGCAGAGUUUCGUCCCCUUGGCUCUUUUCUACGCCGCAAUAGCAGAUCAAGAGUCACAAAAGAGUUAUUUCAAUGACAAGCUGGUACAACUGAUACCAAAUACUGAUGAACAGGUGACCCUCCUACAGCAGAUGCAGACGACAGAAAAUGUAGAUUUCUGGACAACGCCCAAAAAGAAUGCACAGGUUGACGUCUACGUGCAAAGCGAAAAGUUCGGGGAUUUCAUGAAGAAAGUCACAGAUGCCAAAAUCCAUCACAACAUCCUAAGUAACAACCUACAGAAGAACAUUGAUGAUGAGAAAGCUGCAAUGAAAACCACGGCAGAGGAGGGAGGCGACACAGUGGUCGGAAACUACGCUACUUAUGACCAGAUCAAUGCCUGGAUGUCACAGAUGGCUAUGUCCUACCCAGACCUGGCGACCGUGGAGUCCAUUGGUCUGACUUGGGAGGGUCGUGAAACCAAGAUGAUGAAGCUAGGAAAGGAAAACAGCAUGGGGACCCCAAAGCCGGUCAUCUGGAUAGAAGGGGGAAUUCACGCCCGGGAGUGGAUCGUUCCCGCCACAGCUGUUUACAUCAUAAACAAGUUGCUGGAAGAGUAUAAUGUAGACGAGAAGGUGACGUCAUUGAUGAACACGUGGGACAUUCACAUAGUUCCGACCGUUAACCCCGAUGGAUACGUCUUCAGCCAUGAGCGGGACCGACUGUGGAGGAAAAAUCGACGCCCUGCGGAACCCGGACCGGGGAAAAAAUGUGUGGGAGUGGACGGCAACAGGAAUUUUGACAUCGACUUUGGGAAUGAAGGCGUAAGUUUUGAUCCGUGCAGUCAAGUCUAUCUUGGCCCCGCCCCUUUUUCGGAGAAGGAGACACAGAACAUCCGGGACGCUGUGAUCGCUGAGGGGCGUCGUAUCAAGAUUUACCUGUCCUGGCACUCAUACUCUCAGCUGCUGCUUGUACCGUGGGGGUACACCACGGACCUACCGACCGACUACCAGGAACUGUAUGACGUAGCCGUUAUUGCUGCCGACGCUUUGACGUCUGUGUACGGCACGGAAUACAUCGUGGGGAAUGGACCGGAGAUUCUUUAUCCAGUUUCGGGAGCCGCUAAUGAUUGGGCGAAAGCGGUAGCCGGUGUGAAGUAUGCGUACGCGUAUGAAUUCCGACCGGCUACACUGGUGAAAAGGUCUGGCUUCAUCCUUCCUCCAGAGGAAAUAGUGCCAAACUCCGAGGAGGUAUUCGCGUCGUUGGUUGCCAUGGCAGAAGAAGUAGCAAAAACCUUAUAAAUCAGAGAAUAUCACGAAAAGGAAUGCAAUUGAAUUGUUUUGAAAUAAGAAUGUACAUUUUUUUUUACAUUAAUUGGAGAUUUCGAUGGCUUAUAUUUUAAUUAUUGGACCGUCAUUAAUAAAUUUUUAAAGAAUAA